This is a messenger RNA of Cornus florida, 5850 nucleotides long. Its product is annotated as putative disease resistance RPP13-like protein 1. Bases 1509 to 5735 code for a protein of 1408 amino acids. The record is from RefSeq and is a predicted model, not a curated record. The transcript is spliced from 3 exons. Gene Ontology annotation, biological process: defense response to other organism. NCBI's taxonomy places the organism in Eukaryota, Viridiplantae, Streptophyta, Magnoliopsida, Cornales, Cornaceae. Gene Ontology annotation, molecular function: ADP binding.
CAGGUCAAUAAAAAAAGCUAUACCCAUCAAAAUGAUUCCUCAUCGAGAAGCAUCUAAGGGGGAGCCUAUGAGGAAUAUAAUCCAAAGUACUAGCUUAUUUAUUUAUUUUUUAAAUGUACGCCCAAGUUGAAACUAAAUUUUAGAUAAUAUUAUUUUAGAAUUUUAUUAUAUAUUCUUUUUUCAUAUUUUAGUAUAUUUAGUUAAUUUAAGAAUAUUUUCAUAUUUGUGAAGGCUCUGAAAUUCACUUGACCAGAAAAUUAAACAUUGAAGAAGUUUUUUUUUUUGAUACCGAAAGACAUGUAGUUAAAUAGUAUAAUCUAUUCAUUCUCACAAAAGAACAAUUGAAAUAAGUCGUAAUCACCAAACAAUAUUUGAAGCAUUUAUGAUUAAGUUUUCCCAUAACUAAGUGUGUGUACAUUUACCCUUUCAUGUCCUUAUUUUGUGUUUAUAUUCUUUUUUUUUUUUUUUUUUUUCCCCAUCUUUUUUACUAUAUUAAUUUGAUUUACUUUUAACUUUUUUUUCUUGUCCCAAAAAUUUAAAUUUCCAUUUUUUUAAAAAAAAAAAAAAAAAUUCAAAGAAGACAUUUUUACCACUAAGCUUGACUUCUUCCUUCUUAAUCAAAAUAUGGAAACAUUGAAGAGGCUUCAAAGAAAACAAUUUAAGAAUAUUUUCAUAAUUAUACAAAAAAAAAAAAAAAAAGGAGACCUAUAAAGUUGGUUCCUUUGUGAAGUUUAUGCAAUUCACUUGACCAGAAAAUUAAAGAUUAAAGAGAUAGUUAAAUGGUAUAAUCUAUUCAUUCUCUCAAAAGAACAAUUGUAAUAAAUCCUAACCACAUCACAAUUUAAUCACAAAACAAUAUUUGAAGCAUUUAUGAUUAAGUUUUCCCCCCUUCCAAGUGUGUACAUAAGUUCAAUACAUUUACCCUUUCAUGUCCCUAUUUUGUGUUUAUAUUCUUUUUUUCUUCUUCUUUUUUACUAUAUUUAUUUGUUUUUGUUUUCAGGUAAAUUUUAGUUUUUUUUAGUAAAUUAUUUUUGUUUGAUUUAUUCGAAUGAGAGAACCUUUUCAAUCUCUGAUUUGUUACCAGAAAAUUUGCUCUACUUUUAACUUUUUUUAUUGUCCCAAAAAUUUUAAUUUCCAUUUUUUUUUAAAAAAAAUACUUGCAAGAAAAAGAAUUUACCACUAAACUUUACUUCUUCUUCCUUCUUAAUCAAAAUAUGGAAACAUUGAAGAGGCUUUUCACUGCUGCGUCUCUCUCGCUCUCUCCAGACACUUCACAGUCGACUUUCUCCCUGUUCAGUCUCUCUCAGCACUCUUCACAGUUACUCUCUCUCUCUCCUUUGAGGAAGAAAAGAACUAGCCUUGGCGCACGGGUGGAGCAUUUCUCUUGGCUUGUUAUAAGAAGUGUGGCGAACCGACCCCUUCGUUAAGUGCCAGCAUCUGAAGAUUAGAAGAAGCUCUUCAUAGCUACUCGAUCUCCUCUUCUUGCACUCUCACUCUUUACUAAGAAGAUGGCUGAAUUGGUUGUUGGAGCACUUCUCUCGGCUUCUUUUGACUUGCUGUUUAAUCGGCUGGAUCAGCUGGCUUCUCGCGAGUUCAAAAGCUUCUUUUCCAAACAAAAAUUGGAUGAUGAACUCGUACAUAAGCUGAAGAUGACUUUGUUGGCCCUUAAAGCACUGCUGGAUGACGCUGAGGACAAGCAGAUUACCAACGAAAAUGUGAAAAAGUGGCUUGAGGAGCUCCAACAUGUUGUCUACCAAGCUGACGACUUGCUGGACGAAAUCGCUACCAAGGCCUUGAGGGACAAGUUGGAAUCAGAUGAUCAACCCCAAACCCAAAGCACCACAAGUAUGGUUGGUUUGACUCGAUCUUUCCAUCUAAUGAAGCAAUUUCUGUUGAGAAUGAAUUGUUUCGCCUCCACUUCUGCUUAUCUAUCUGAUGAAGCCAUAGAUUUCCGGAUGAAAAAGGUCAUCAGUAUGUUGGAGGGGUUUGUCCAGCAAAACAAUUCUCUUGGACUGAGAGAGAAUGUCGGAAGAAAACAGUGGAAAACACAAGAAACUUCUUCUCUGGUAGUUGAAUCUGAUGUCUACGGGAGGAAUACCGAUAAAGAGAAGAUAAUGAAAUUGGUGCUACCUGACAGUUCAACCAAGGAACAGAUUCAUGUGAUCCCUAUUGUUGGAAUGGGGGGGAUGGGCAAGACGACACUUGCUCAACUCGUAUAUAAUGAUGCUAGAGUAACUCAGGAAUUCGAUAUGAAAGCAUGGGCUUGCGUUUCUGAUCCAUUUGACAUUAAAACGAUAACAAAGAAAAUUCUUGACGGUGUUACUAGAUCAAACAAUGACAUCGAGAGCCUCGAUGAACUUCAAAUUAAGUUGAAAGAGACUCUCAAAGAGAAGAAAUUUCUAAUUGUCUUAGAUGAUGUUUGGAAGCAUGCUUACGAUGAUUGGAAUCGUUUAAGAAUACCAUUCAGUGAUGGAGCACAUGGAAGUAGAAUUAUUGUAACAACACGCAUUGACGAUGUCGCAUCAGCAAUGGGCACCAUUCCUAGUCAUUGCUUGGAGGAAUUAUCAUUUAAAGAUUGUUGGUCAUUAUUUGAAAAGCAUGCAUUUCAGAGUGGAGAUUGUAUGGCUCAUUCAGAACGAAAGAUCAAGAUUGGCGAACAAAUUGUGCAGAAGUGCAAAGGCUUGCCCUUAGCAGUAAUAUCACUGGGAGGUCUCUUGCGUUCUAAACAGGAUAUGGAGGGCUGGAAAGAAAUAUUAGAAAGCCAGGUGUGGCAUUUGGAGAGCAACGUUUCUCCGGCUCUGCAAUUGAGCUAUAAUGAUCUUGCUUCACAUUUAAAGCGAUGCUUCGUACAUUGUUCAAAAUUUCCUAAAGAUUACAAUUUUGAGAAGGAAAAGUUAGUUCGACUGUGGAUAGCCGAAGAUCUUGUACAGCAACCCAAAAGCAAAAAAUCAGUGGAAGAUGAAGGUCAUUCCUACUUUCUUCAACUAUUAUCAAGGUCUUUCUUUCAGGUAUCAAGUGAUGACAAUUCCUAUUUUGUAAUGCAUGACCUAUUCCAUGAUUUAGCUCAACAUAUAUCUGGAAAGUUCUGCUUUUGGUUGGAUGAUGAUAAGCCACUUGAUUGUAAUUGUGAAAAAGUUCGUCAUUUCUCAUAUGUUCGGAGCAAAUAUGAUGCAUUUGAGAAAUUCAAAGUUGUUAAUGAGGCGAAAAGCCAUUUACGAACUUUCAUAGGAUUUUCAAAACGUGGCCAAUCUUUCUUGGGCAAUAAGUUUCUACAUGAUAUGUUGCCAUACCUGAGAUGCUUAAGGGUGUUAUCUCUGUCUCGAUAUAAGAUUCAUGAAUUGCCUCAGUCGAUUGAAAAUUUGAUACAUUUACGCUAUUUGGAUCUUUCUUUUACAAAAAUCAGUCGGUUACCUGAUUCAGUAACAACCUUGUGCAACCUACAGACAUUGGACUUGUCAUAUUGUAGAAACCUCAUUGAAUUGCCCGUCAACAUGGGAAAACUAAUAAAGUUGCGCUAUCUUGAUAUAACAGAAACUAGAUUGACUGAGAUGCCAACGCAAGUGAGCAAAUUGAAAGAUCUCCAACAUUUAACAAAUUUUGUAGUUGGCAAGGAUGGUGGGUCAAGAAUUAGUGGGUUGAAGGAACUUUGUGAACUUCGGGGGCAACUCUGCAUUUCAGAGCUUCAAAAUGUAACCAGUGGUCUAGAGGCAUCAGAGGCAAAUCUAAAAGGAAAGAAGCAUCUUGAAGGGUUAGAGCUGAAAUGGGGCAGCGAUACUGACAAUUUACAAAAUGAAAGAGUUGUACUAGACAACCUACAUCCUCAUGAUGGAGUGAAGCAUCUCCGUAUCAUUAACUAUGGUGGCAAAAGAUUUUCAGAUUGGUUAGAGAAAGGUAAUUCGUUUCAUGACAUGGUGUCCUUGGAUCUUAUAGGCUGUGAAAAUUGCUCUUCUUUGCCAUCAAUUGGGCAGUUACCCUCUCUAAAAUAUUUAACAAUUGAAAGCAUGAAUGCAAUAAGGAAGGUCGGUGGGGAGUUCUAUGGGAAUGCUUCUUCUUCAAUCAAACCGUUUAAAUCUUUGGAGACACUAAGGUUUUAUAAAAUGGCAGAGUGGGAGGAGUGGGAAGCAUCAGGGAUUAAAGAGUUCUCUAGCCUUAUAGAGUUUUCUAUAGACAAUUGUCCCAAGUUGACCAGUGAAUUAUCUAUCCGCUCCCCAAUCCUAACAAAGCUUAACAUUUCCGGAUCCAAUCAAGUUAGGCUGUUACUGCAAGGACUUCCUUGCAUUCAGGAGUUGAAGAUUUCAAAUAUUCCAAAUUUGACGGAAUUGCCCCAACAACUACAACACCUGUCUUCUGUUCAGGAGUUGAAGAUUUCAAAUAUUCCAAAUUUGACGGAAUUGCCCCAACAACUACAACACCUGUCUUCUGUUCAGGAGUUGAAGAUUUCAAAUAUUCCAAAUUUGACGGAAUUGCCCCAACAGCUACGACACCUGUCUUCUCUUCAAAAAUUGGAGAUUUCAAAUAUUCCAAAUUUGACGGAAUUGCCGCAGCAAAUGCAACACCUGUCUUCUCUACAGGAAUUGGAGAUUUCAGGGAUGUCAAACUUGAAGGAAUUGCCACAGGAGUUGUGCCGAUUAGUAAAUCUUGAAAGGUUGAAGAUAGAGGAAUGCCGGAGGCUUGUGUCAUUUCCGGACAUGAGGCUGCCGCCGAAGCUUAAGACGCUGGAGAUCAAAAGAUGUGAAGGUCUACAGUCCCUAGCAUCAGAGGAAAUCAUCAACAAUUGUCUUGAAGAGUUGCGUAUCUCUGAUUGUUCAUCUCUUCUUCAGGUGUCUUUGCCCAUCGCUACAUUGAAAACACUUGACAUCUCCUCCUGUAGGAGAUUAGAGUUUCCCCUGUCCGAGGAGAUGAAGGAGUAUAAUUACUCCACAUCCAUUGAAGUUUUGAGUAUUAAUGAAAGCUGUGAUCUUCUCAAGUCGCUGUGGUUAGGCUUCUUUCCAAAGCUUCGUGAUCUCUACAUCAAGUCGUGUAUGGAUUUGGAAACGCUCUUGAUCCCAACCAUGCUUCAACAUCUGAUAAACCUUGAAAUAAAGAAUUGCCCUAAAAUGGUAUCCUUUCCCCAUGGUGGUGGAGAUGGAGGAGGAUUAUUGGCCAUUCCCAAUCUCAUGUAUUUGACAAUCUGGGGUUGCGAGAAUCUGAAGCGGCUACCGCAUCAAAUGCACACCCUCCAAUCUCUUCAUAAUUUUCAGAUACAAGAAUGUCCAGAAGUUGAAUCAUUUCCAGACGAAGGUUUGCCAUCCAACUUAAGGAGACUUGAUAUCAUUAAUUGCAAUAAACUGAUGAAGGGCCGGAUGAGGUGGGAUUUGCAGCAAAAACUCCCAUCUCUUGAAGAAUUCAGGAUCGGCGGUGAAAGUGAAGAAGAAGAGUUGGAGUCAUUUCCGGAUGAGUGCCUGUUGCCCACCACUCUUACUAGACUUGACAUCUGGGACCUUUCAAAUCUGAAAGCACUGAACCACAAGGGCCUUCAACACCUCACCUCUCUUACAGACCUACACAUCAGUUUUUGCCCUAAGCUCCAGUCCUUGCCAGAAGAGGGGCUGCCCAACUCCCUCUCUUACCUGGACAUAUUCGGAUGUCCAUUUCUGAAACCACGUUUCCAAAGGGAGAAAGGGGAAGAUUGGUCCAAGAUUUCCCGAAUCCGCCACAUAAACCUCGUAGGUGAAGACAUCAUAAACUUAGAGUGAGAAUGAUUCAGUGGUUUGUAAUCGUCCAGAAAAACCCAAUCAGGUAAGGAUUUCUUCUUGGGCUCCAGCUGCUGCUGCAAGCUUGCAAUUAAGGUAGGGAGAGUCUGGAAAAUGC